Messenger RNA from Pomacea canaliculata, 6224 nucleotides. RefSeq names its product nucleoporin NUP188 homolog. Gene Ontology annotation, molecular function: structural constituent of nuclear pore. Gene Ontology annotation, biological process: protein import into nucleus; RNA export from nucleus. NCBI's taxonomy places the organism in Eukaryota, Metazoa, Mollusca, Gastropoda, Architaenioglossa, Ampullariidae. The record is from RefSeq and is a predicted model, not a curated record. Gene Ontology annotation, cellular component: nuclear pore inner ring.
GAAGCGAUUCUGUUGGAAGAGACAUUCUCGUGAGACAACUCUUAAACAGCAUGGCGGGAGUUAAACCUACAGUUGACAGCUCCAGCAAUCGCAUUUUAUGGCAAUUCAUCACUGGUGCAGGCCUAUUGCGUCCAAAGGAAUUGAUUUACCAAGAACUGAACAAAAACAAAGGACGACUGGUUAAUGGACUUCUGUAUUAUAAGCCAGCAAGUGGAAAUCCUGGUGAUGCACUUAAAAAAGAGAGAAAUCUCUCAGGCCUGCAGCUGGAAUUUACUCUAAAGUUAUCUCAGUUUCUGGGCUUGGAUGAAGUGCUUUCUCAUGAUCUGUUUUGUGCCUUUUUGAUCAAUGAUUACCGUGGAUCUAAGAAAACCUUGAAGCAUGUUUUGAGUCAUGAGAGACACUCCCAGGCACUCAUCUUGAAAAUCAGAGAUUUUUUCUUCACAGAACGACUUUAUCUGUUGCGAUGUCUGCACUAUAUUUGUGUUUAUGUAGAAACAGAUCAUCCGUACAAGGAUGCGUAUGCUGACUUCUUAAGCAGUGUUCAGAGCGACACAGAAAAAUUACAAAACAAGAUACUGAAGCAGCUAGAUGCUAUUUGCAACCAGCAGCCACCUUCAGUGGAGAAGAAUGGUGUCAUGAUGACUGAAGUCAGUGUGUUAGCAUGGAUCAUGCAGAAUCUCAAAGAACAGUGUGAGCUUCUGGAGCUGCUGUUUCUGCUUAACAAGGUUUAUGAAAUGGAAGCCAAGACUCUCUGUACAUUCCUGGAGCUGUUCAAGAAACAAGGAUUUGGAAUGCGACAGACCUACAAACAUCUGGUUGAUGAAUCUACAGUCAAGUAUUUGAAGAGAAUAAGCUACCUGGAGAUGCUGGUUGUGUUGGAAGCAAUGGAUGUGGAGAAUGCCAUGUUCUGUUGGACCAACAAUAACUAUGACGAUCACGUUAUUUUGAGAAGCAGUAAAGAUUUCCAGGAUGUUAACAAUGAGGUGAGCAAACUGGGAUCAGAUCCUGUCCACAGCCCCAUCCUGCUGGGCUGGACUAUGGUACGCCACUUGUACACUGACCGAGACCCUGAAAAGAAGGAUGCUGCUGAAAUCCACAAAAUGGGAAAUGUUGCCUUGAAACUUGGCGUGUUCAGAGUGCUACUCGAUGUUCUUAACACAGAAUCAUUCAGUAAUGACACUUAUCUGGCAGCAUUGGUGCAGUGCCAGGUGUAUAGACUCCUGAAUGCUGUGCUAUCUGUAUUUCAUGAGGACACCUUAGGAAACUCUGUGCUUCUUUAUGAGGUUUGCAGUAAACUGCUUCGCCAGCCAUCUGUAGCAGAAGAAGUGUGGCAGAAGGAUAGUGCUCUGUGGCUGCUGUAUGAGUCGACCAUAUCUUACUUUCCAUUUGAAUUCACUCGUUUCAUUAAAAUGAGUGUAGAUCUUGCAUCUGCCAGUUCCUUCAGCGCAGGAAAGGUCAGAGAUCUUCUGCAGGACUUAAGCAUGUACACUGAGUAUCUAGACAACAUCCAAGAGAAGGAUCUGACAGUCACCCAUGAGCCCAAUGUUUUCAUGCUAAAUGUGGAUAGAAAACCCUAUGCUGCUGGUGAUCUGACAAUCUACAGGGGACAGAGAGGACAAGUUCUUGAUCAAUCAGCUGUCUCGCAACGCCUGGCAGCCAGCUUGACAGGGCCGCUAAUACGAUGGGAAACAAACUACAAUGGGUGGAUGCUGUUAAUAUGUGAGGUUCAAGAACUUCUGCGGCAGAUCACACUAGGAGCGGGCAUGGUAGAACCUGCUCAAGUGGAAAGAGUCACCCUGAUAAUGGAGCUCAUACAGGAAGUUGUUAAGGUGGAUGCUGAUACAGCAGAAGACUUCACAAUCUUCCUCAGUUUAUGUUUCCAGGUUGUUCACAGAUUCUCCAUGCUAAAACCCACACCCCUUGACUUGCUUGGCAAAACUAUGGGCUGCUUGAUGUCUGCUGCACGUUACAAGCCCAAAGAGGUGUGGCACCAAAUGAAACAGACUGGUCUCUUACCGUACCUGACGGAAAAUGUAGAUGACAUUGGAGAGGUGCUCACUGGUAGAGGGCUACAUCCAGGGAUACUGGGCUCCAUCAUGGCUGGAACAGAAUGCCCACAAGGCCGCUACCCUCUCACUCUGACUGUUCUCACCCUUGCUCUGGAGCUUGUACAGUCAUUUUCCAAAGAGGGGUUAGAGGAAGAACUACAACCAUGUGUUCUGUAUAUCUUAAGAGAUAUUUUUCCUCAGUUCCGUAAAUGGCGCUACUCUGACCUGGUACAGCGGAAAAAGAUUGGCCAGCAGUGUUUGACUCUGUUCAACAAGAUUCUCAACUUGUCAGCCCAGCAGAAUAAGACCAAGAAAGUGAAGACUAUGGCUUCAAGACCUACUUUGCAUGAGGUGUGUGUCUAUAGUCUACUGUUCACAGAAGCAGGCAAAGCAUUGAUGGAGAUUGUGGCUACAGGUGUAGACAAUGUUGAGGCAGCCCUUGUGCAGCAGGGAAGUGUUACAGAGGGUAGCGGUAUUGAUCUGAUUGAGCUUAUCCAGCUGUCUCUCUCCUUGCUGAACCAACUCCUGCUCCUGCGACCUCCAGACCUACCUCUCUCACCUGUUGAGCAGGCUCUCUUCUGGCAGCCAGCUGGGCGUCAAAGCCAGCAUGUGGUGGCAACAGUGGCCCAGUACAUUUACCACAGACACAACCCUAAGCUACCGAUAAUGGCAACCCGCCUGCUCCGGCAUCUUGCAGUGAUGUCACCCAUGUCGAUUUUGGCAUGCCUAGGCAAUGAUGCUGAGCCAAUACGUGAUAUGUACCUGACCCGCUUGCAAGCAGUGUCUGAGGAUUUACGACUGAAAGUAGCCAUCCUUGAGUUGCUUUCUGUCUGUGUUGAGACACAGCCGGGCCUUAUUGAAAUAUUUUUUGACGUCCAGGGUCAAUCUACAGAUUCAGGAGAAGGCAAGAAGGAUCUGAAGCUAGGACGAAGCAGUUGUUUGCAGACAUUACUGACUUUGAUGGAGGUCAACAAACAGAACACCUAUAUGUGCCAUCCUGAACUUCUGUGUGCUUGCCUUGACCUUGUUCACUCUUUGUGGCAUGGCAGGCGAGAGACUGCCAUGGAGGUUUUACGAGCAAAGCAGUCAUUUUGGGCCAGUGUCACAGCUCCUUUGAAGCGGGAGGUCACAGAGGUUCAUGAAGAGUCGGACUUUCCAUUGCGACUGACUGAAAUGAGAAUAGCAGCUUUUGCCUUCAGGAUUCUGGCUCAAGAGAUCUAUACAGUGACUGGCACCAGUCUAGAUACUCAGUUGAAGAGCUGUUUAAAAGAUCUGGGUAAGGAUGACUGGUUCAUCUACUGGUCCAAGUUCAUCAAGCAAAGUUUAAUGGCAGAACAAAGUCAGGAAAAGCCUAUCCACGGCAUGUUAGAGAACCCAGUCAUUCUGCUGUUGAAGGCUUGGCGCAGCUUCCUCAUUGUUACCAGCAAAUUUAAGUUACUGGAUGAACUUCAGGUUACAGACAUAAAGAAAGAACAUAUAAUUCAUCAUUUGUUGGAGGGUCUACUUGCUCAGUUUUCCGGUGAGCUGUCAUCAUUAAAUAUGAAGAUUGCCACAAUUUUGGCAGCCCUCUACUUCAUGCUGCUCAGAUCCUGGAUAGGAAGCAUUUCCAAACCAGUGGCCAUCUUGGUGUCUCUUCGUGGUGCAGCUGAACUCACAAACUCCGUCAGUGAAACGCUGAUUCCCUCAGUACAAAUCGGGCUCAUAGGGGCCCUGAAUCUCUUACUGCAAAGGGCCAGAGGGGAGUUAUCUUCUUCCGCCAAGAUACCACCACCAACAGUGGCCACUCUUUUGCCAGUGGUUUGUCCUAUGCUGCCACAUAGCACACGACAGUUGCCAUCCCCUGCUGAGCUUGCAAAGACUAGACAUGAUGAAGAGACGACUGGCAAGGGCAGGUCUGAUAACCUGGCAGAGUCAAAGCUGAUGCUACAGGUAACCUUGUGCAGCCUUUUAACAGAGAUAAUUGAGGCUACAGACCCCCAGCUGUGGCUACCAUCUCUUCAGAAACACUGUGUGCUGGCAGCUUUGCUUGUUUCUUUGGAAGACUACAUGAAGGCUAAACAGAGCAUGCCCUACAUCCACUCAGGUUUACUGCUAUUGACAGCAAUUGCAGAAAAAGAAAAGGGUGCUGCAGUGCUAACAAUGAGUGAUUUCACAGCCCACACUUGCCUGGCAGUUGGCAGUCUGUACAGCAAAGAGGAAAUGUUUGCUACACAUGUCCUGUCAUCCAAGGCUUCUGCAGGAACAUCCGGAAGCAGCAUAAGCUGGUAUGGUCUCUACUGCAUGUCAGUCAAUCUGUACACACUGCUCCUACACAAGCUUGGCUUUUCCUUCCUGGAUGAUGCUCUUAAUUUCCUUGGAGCACACCAGGACAGAAUGCAGCAGUCUCUAGACCUGGCUCAGCAGACCCUGCUGGAACCAGCAAUGAUAGAAGCUGAAUGCACAUGCCUGUUCCUUCACCAAAUGGCACUGUAUCGACGACAGUGGCGACUCCAUCUUCCCCAAGUUAUGGCAAAGCUGCUGAUGUCGCUGCUGAACAUGCUUCAGACCUUUAUCUCACUCCUCAUCCGACCUCGUUAUCUGCAACAUCUACUAGAGCAUGGGAAAGAUGGGGACAAAGGAAGAUACCCUCUUCAGUCAUCACCUUUGCUUCAUCAUCAGACGUCAACAGAAGAUAUAGAACAACCGAGUGCACAGCUUCUACAAACUGAAAACAGCAUGAUGAAGAUUCUGGGCAAGAGCUUUGCAGUAUUAAGGCAUUUUACUCCUGAUUUGUGUUUGGCACUUCUCGAUCAGAGCAUGGACAUGUGUGAAUUUGAGCCACUGGUAGACUUGGGGUUCAGUACUCCAUCAGUUGACCACCAGUCACCACUGACAUUUGGGUCCUUGAUUUCCUGUGUCUCCGCUUGUCUCCGGCAACUCAGUAAGGUUGAUGCUAAGCUGCAUUCACCUCACAAAGUGCUGUCCCCUCAUCGUCGCUUGAGUAGAACUGUGUCCGUGUCGGAGACUCAGACACAGACAUCCAGGAGCCUGUUACUGUUUAUUAUGGAGAACUGCCUGACCCUGACCUUGUCUCAAGCCUGCCGCAACCUGCGGGAACCAGCCUUGCCACAGAGAGAGAAGCAGUUUCUCAAGAGAGAGCUGAGUACAGAACUGAAUUCCUUCCUGGUCAGCCUUGCACGUCAUCUGCGACGAGGAACUCCUGGCUCACCGGGUGACAAGUCUGUUUUUAACAGCCCUCAUGCGGGCAGCGUCAGCACACUAAACACUUCAUCAGCAACCAAUGUUUCUGCUCAGCAGUCUUUGAGCCGGUCCCAGUCUCAGACCUGCUUCUCCUCUAGCAACGACCAGCAGUUCUUCCGACUGGUACAAGAGUUUGUUAAAAAGGUGUUGAGGUGAGAGCGCAACUACAGGGGAAGGCAGAAAGAACAUCAUGGUGCCCAUCCAUCCAAAGAGAAUACUGCUGAUAUGCAAUAAUUCUUUUUUCUUAUGUUGAAAAUACAGCGGCAGUCUCUGUCUUAUCAAAAUACUUAAGGACAUUUUUAAUUAAAGAAAAGGUGUAUGGAAAAUAAGUUUAUGAAAGGGCAAAUUCACACCGAGGAAAACAUUCAGGUGAAAGUGUCCCACUCCUCUUGACACUUGUUUCCAAGGAGAUGAAGGGAAAGUUUUUGUCAUUUUUGGUAUGAUGUGAUCUUUACUUUAAAGUAUCAUGAAGAGGAAACCAGAAAAAGAUUAAAAAAGGAAAGGAUUAAAGGGCAUCUUUGAGUUAGACUAAAUGGGAAAUACAAAUGUACAAGAACAUGUAUCUUUGGUGAAUAAGUUUUUAUUUUUCAUUGACUUUCAUUUUUGACCUCUUCAACUAAAGCCAAGGUUACGAAGGUGAACAAUUGCUACCACAGUCAAAACCUGCAAUUGUAAAAAAGUGCAGACAUGAGAAAAGUGGUGUUUUGUGCGUGUUCCCAUGAGAAAGAGAGAAGCAUACUUGGUUGCAUUGAUGCUAUGUUUAUGUAAGGGGUUAUGUCUGGAAUAGGAACAAUUUAAGAUUUAGCCUUAGCUUAUGAAACAAUUGGGAAUUGCUGUAUGCAAAAUUGAGAUUGUCAUGGAUUUGAAUGCACAUCAUCGUAUUUGAUUUGAUUCUUGCAUCAUCAGGAAAAAUAAAGAAAAAAUGUACUCCUUCAA